This is a messenger RNA of Eublepharis macularius, 1362 nucleotides long. RefSeq names its product oxidoreductase NAD binding domain containing 1 (gene OXNAD1). The coding region runs from base 177 to 1118 and encodes 313 amino acids. NCBI's taxonomy places the organism in Eukaryota, Metazoa, Chordata, Lepidosauria, Squamata, Eublepharidae. Gene Ontology annotation, cellular component: mitochondrion. The record is from RefSeq and is a predicted model, not a curated record. Gene Ontology annotation, molecular function: oxidoreductase activity. The transcript has 8 exons.
CACCACAAGAUGGCGGUCUUUUCGCCUUGCAACCCUGGGCAGGAAGUAGCGUUAUUGAUACCGGCGGCUUUGACAGAGAAAGUGCUUAGUGGGAGGUGGCCAUAGCCGGCGGCGGAAAGUAAGUGCCACCGUCGUCCCUGGCAGGAUGAAAGGUGGAAUUAAGAGUAAAGAACAGUAUGAUUUGUGCCGCUGUUUUUGCUAUUCCUCCAUUACUGAGAAGUAGCACUGCUGUUAUUCCUAUUUGCUCAUCAUUCUUACAGCUAAAGCAUGCAGCUUUAUGUUACUGCACAGUAAAUGGCAAAAUGAAAUCCAAAAAGAAGUCGGAUCAUCUGGAGAGAACAGCAAAUGACUUUCGGCAGGAGAUUAUUUCUAAAGCAAAAGUGUGUGGAAUUACCAGUGAAUCUGAAACAGUAAAAAGGCUCCGUUUGGCAGUUGCAGAUAAAGAAUUUACUUUCAAGGCAGGACAAUGGGUUGAUUUCUUUAUACCUGGCGUCGCUGUUGUUGGCGGAUUUUCAAUAUGUUCAAGUCCUGGUCUUCUGGAACAAGAGGGAGAGUUGGAACUAGCAGUAAAACAUACCACACAUCCUCCUGCUCAUUGGGUGCACACACAAUGUGCUCUCAACUCCGAGGUGGCUUUGCGAGUGGGAGGCAACUUCUUCUUUGAUCCUCGUCCUGCUGACUCCCCUGCAGACCUCGUGCUGAUUGCAGGUGGAGUAGGAAUUAACCCUUUGUUUUCAAUACUGCUUCAUGUCGCAGACCUCCAUCAAAAACAGGAGAAUAGAGGAACUGGAUAUCAUAUGGGAACAACUAAUCUGUUCUACAGUGCCAAAAACUCAGAUGAGCUGCUGUUUAGGAAACACAUCCUUGGUUUAACAGAUGCAUUUCCUGGAAAGAUCACAUGCAGUUUCCAUGUUACACAGCAGAGAUCAGAAAUCUGUGAGAACCUUCAGCCUUAUGUCAAGGAAGGAAGAAUAUCUGGAAAAGAUCUAGAAAAAUAUGUUUAUAAGAAGACACUCUGGUACAUCUGUGGUCCACCGCCAAUGAUAGAAUCCAUCUCCAAGCUGCUAGAAAAUCUUGGUGUGGCUCAGAAGAACAUUUUCUUUGAAAAGUGGUGGUAGCAGCAGCUGUUUAGCACAAAAUAAAAAUAGAUGAUAAAAAUUGCUGUGUAGAUAUGUCGGUGGAAAGGGAGAGGAAUGCCUACAGUUUAUAGACCAUGAUCCGUUUUCCAUUCACACAAAUAACUUCAUGUAUAAACAUCAAUUCGUUAUUCUAAAUUUGCUCAGUAGAUUUUAUAUCAUGACAAAUGUGUAUAUGUGACUGUUUCAGAUGUAAUUUUGAAAAGUAAAUAAUAUAUUUCCUUAA